Messenger RNA from Zophobas morio, 755 nucleotides. RefSeq names its product fatty acid 2-hydroxylase-like. The transcript has 4 exons. The coding region runs from base 2 to 628 and encodes 208 amino acids. The record is from RefSeq and is a predicted model, not a curated record. NCBI's taxonomy places the organism in Eukaryota, Metazoa, Arthropoda, Insecta, Coleoptera, Tenebrionidae. Gene Ontology annotation, cellular component: endoplasmic reticulum; membrane. Gene Ontology annotation, biological process: fatty acid metabolic process. Gene Ontology annotation, molecular function: fatty acid 2-hydroxylase activity.
AAUGCAAAAAGUUCAACACUCCAAAGCCGCUUUGUACUUACUACGGCAGUAUAAAAAAGGAGGUCGUGAUACUAGCACUAAAGACAAUCAAGAUGACUUGGAAAGUUUGGUCGAUUGGGAGCAACCCAUUUUGGGACAAGUGAUGGCUUUAGGAAGCAAGUACAAAGAAUGGGUGAAUUUACCAAUUGAUAGAAAAGUACGUUUUUUUGGAAACCCAGUUGUGGAGAAACUAACCAUGACGCCGUGGUAUUUAAUACCUAUUAUUUGGAUACCGAUCGCUGUUAUUUUUAUCAUGUAUGGAAGGCAAACGUACGUUGAAAUAACCGGAGAUACUUCAUACGUACCCAUAGCAUUGAGUGUGCUGUUUGGAAUUUUGUUGUGGUCAUUUUCGGAAUACUGCCUCCAUAGAUGGCUUUUCCACUUUGAACCAUCGGGCAAGUACAAGUUCGUGAUUUAUUUUCAUUUUGUCCUUCAUGGUCUUCACCAUAAGCUACCGUUUGAUAAACGUACGUGGAUAUUUCCUCCUCAAUUUGCUGUAUUUUUUGUAUAUGGAAAAUUCAGCAUAUUCCGAAUAAUUUUUCCUGAAUCGAUAGUUUUUCAAGUACUAGCAGGAGCACUGUUGGGUUAGUUGGAAUGUAAUGUUUUAUUUUAUUUUAUUUCUUAUUUUGUGUGCUUUCAAAGGUUAUAUUCUAUACGACAUGAUUCACCUUUAUGUGCACAAAUGUGCACCUAAGGAAGGAAGUUAUUUGUACUAC